Dovyalis caffra is the source of this 1926-nucleotide messenger RNA. Lineage: Eukaryota; Viridiplantae; Streptophyta; Magnoliopsida; Malpighiales; Salicaceae. The record is from the annotation of a GenBank genome assembly.
AUGCCAACAGUUAGCGUGGGAAGAGAUCGUUUGUUCUUAGCCCUAGGAAAAUCUUACACUCAAGAAGAGUUUGAGGAUCUGUGCUUCAAGUUCGGCAUCGAGCUCGACGAUGUGACAACUGAGAAAGCAAUUAUUAGAAAAGAGAAGCACUUGGAGGAAGAAGAUGAAGGAGUAGGUGACGAUGAAGAAAUUAUCUACAAAAUUGAAGUUCCUGCUAAUAGAUAUGAUUUGCUUUGCCUUGAGGGGAUUGCUCAAUCCCUCCGCAUUUUUAAUGAAGAGGAGCAGACACCAAAAUAUACAGUUGCCAGCAUUACCAAGGACUCAAUGCUUAAGAUGCAUGUCAAAACAGAAACAUCCUCGAUUCGUCCCUUUGUUGUGUGUGCUGUUCUGAGAGAUAUUACUUUUGAUGAAGCUAGUUACAACAGCUUCAUUGAUCUUCAAGAUAAGCUUCAUCAAAACAUUUGUAGGCGAAGAACCCUAGUUGCAAUCGGGACUCAUGACUUGGAUACAUUACAAGGCCCUUUCACUUAUGAGGCUUUGCGUCCUGAAAACAUAAAUUUUGUGCCAUUGAAACAGGAGAAAAACUUCAGAGCUGAUGAACUGAUGGAGUUUUACAAGUCUGAUAUGAAGCUGAAGAAGUUCCUACACAUAAUUGAGAAUUCGCCAGUGUUUCCGGUCAUAUAUGAUUCUAAAAGGGAACGAUAUCUUGUCACGAGAGGGCAUAGAUUUGAGUCAGAUACAGAUGAGGCAGAAGCCUUGUGUUUUAUUUGUACAUGCCCGGGGAUCAAUGGAAUUAAAACUGUUUUAUCUCUACCGCCAAUUAUUAAUGGUGCACAUUCGGCUAUCACUCUGAAGACUAAGAAUGUUUUCAUUGAAUGCACAGCCACUGAUUUGACAAAGGCCAGUAUUGUUUUGAACACAAUGGUAACAACCUUUUCAGCAUAUUGUCAAAGAAAAUUUGAGGUGGAGCCAGUUGAAGUGAUAUAUUCUGAUGGGAGGUCAUACAUUUACCCUGAUUUAUCUUUCUAUAACAUGGAGGUUCCUCUUUCAUAUAUUACUGGCUCAAUUGGAGUCUCUUUGGAGGCAGAAAAGGUUACUAGUUUAUUAAAUCGGAUGCAAUUGCGUGCUGAGCAUUCCGUAGCUGAUGACAACAAAUGCAAUAUCAAUGUAUCGAUACCUCCAACAAGAAGUGACGUUCUUCACCCUUGUGAUGUUAUGGAGGAUGUUGCAAUUGCUUAUGGGUACAAUGACAUUCCAAAGAGAAGGCUCCCAUCGAUGAAGCCACUGCCCUUGAAUCAGCUUGAGGAUCUUAUCAGAGCGGAGAUUGCAAUGAAUGGGUUUACAGAGGUCUUAACAUGGAUUUUAUGCUCUAAUCGAGACAAUUUUGCCUUGUUAAAUCGGAAAGAUGAUCAAUCAAGUGCAGUGAUUGUUGGAAAUCCCCGUUCCUCGGAUUUUGAGAAAGGGUUCUGGGAUUGGGUUGGAGAGAGUUCCAAACAAGCUUGCCUAAAUGGGCAGAAAGCUGUCCGAACAAGCCUCAUGCCUGGUGCUUUGAAAAUUAUUGGACAUAACAAAGACCACCCUAAGCCAAUCAAGAUUUUUGAAGUGGGUGAUGUAGCACUUUUGGAUGAGAGUAAAGAUGUUGGUGCAACAAACCGUCGCCAUCUUGCAGCUCUGUAUUGUGGCACUAACUCAGGGUUUGAGCUUAUCCAUUCCUUGGUGGACAGAAUUCUAGAAGUGAUGGGAACCCCUUUUGUACCAAUUGGUGACAAUACGGGGUACUACAUACAGCGGUCAGAUGCAACUGAAUUCCUUCCCGGUAGACAAGCUAGCAUCAUUUACAAAGGGAAGCAUAUUGGCAAUUUUGGUAUCGUGCAUCCCCAGGUGGACGUUAAGGCAAUUGGUAAGAAAAGCUGGGUUCAUGAAUAA